Arachis duranensis is the source of this 2215-nucleotide messenger RNA. RefSeq lists its product as uncharacterized. Gene Ontology annotation, biological process: intracellular signal transduction; peptidyl-serine phosphorylation. The coding region runs from base 253 to 1881 and encodes 542 amino acids. The record is from RefSeq and is a predicted model, not a curated record. The transcript has 14 exons. Gene Ontology annotation, molecular function: ATP binding; protein serine/threonine kinase activity. NCBI's taxonomy places the organism in Eukaryota, Viridiplantae, Streptophyta, Magnoliopsida, Fabales, Fabaceae.
ACAUGGCAUUCCGAAUUCUCUGCUUAUUCCUACAAAAAUCAAACGCAUUAUUUCUUCCCUCAUUCAUAUUCAUACAAAUCAUCUUUUUCUUUCAAUCCAAUUCUCUUUUGCGGUUUUUGGCUUCUCAUAUGCUCUGAAACCACGAUUUUGACGUAGAACAUAUUGAUUGCAAUUUUGGUUGAAAACGAUGAAUUCUUGUUGAUUGCAAUUGAGGCGCUGUUGGAGGUUGUGGAAAACAAAUAGAAAGAAGCAAUGGAUUCUGCAAGAAGUUGGCUUCACAAAUUUCAGCCACGAGAGAAAGGGAAGAGCGCUAGCAGAAGGAAAGAAGGUGACGGAGAAGAGGAUAAUAAUGGUGCUCCCAUGGAUGAAGCAGCUCUUUCAAAUGUCACAAAGCAGAAGGUUGCAGCAGCCAAACAGUAUAUUGAGAAUCAUUACAAAGAGCAAAUGAAGAGCCUUCAGGAAAGGAAGGAGCGUCGAACCAUCUUGGAAAAGAAGUUAGCUGAUGCUGAUGUGUCUGAGGAGGAUCAAAACAACCUACUUAAAUUUCUAGAGAAAAAAGAAACUGAAUAUAUGCGCCUUCAGAGGCAUAAGAUGGGAGUUGAUGAUUUCGAGUUAUUGACCAUGAUUGGCAAAGGUGCAUUUGGAGAGGUUAGAGUAUGUAGAGAAAAGACAACAGGUCAUGUAUAUGCAAUGAAAAAAUUAAAGAAAGCAGAGAUGCUUCGUAGAGGCCAGGUAGAACAUGUUAGAGCCGAGAGAAAUCUCCUUGCCGAGGUUGACAGCAAUUGCAUAGUCAAACUUUAUUGUUCUUUUCAAGAUGAGGAUCAUCUGUAUCUUAUUAUGGAGUACCUACCUGGUGGGGAUAUGAUGACUCUACUUAUGAGAAAGGACAUCUUGACUGAAGAUGAAACCCGUUUUUAUAUAGGAGAAACCGUUCUGGCUAUUGAGUCUAUACAUAAACACAAUUACAUACAUAGGGAUAUUAAGCCUGAUAACUUAUUGCUCGAUAGAUUCGGACAUGUGAGGCUGUCAGAUUUUGGACUUUGUAAACCAUUAGACUGUAGUACACUUGAAGAAGCAGAUCUUUCUGUAGGUCAAAAUCUUCAGGGAUCUGCACAAAAUGAUGGCACAACUCCAAAACGCACACAACAAGAACAGUUGGAACACUGGCAGCAAAACAGAAGGACUCUUGCCUAUUCUACUGUUGGUACACCUGAUUAUAUUGCUCCAGAAGUCUUAUUGAAAAAGGGUUAUGGGAUGGAGUGUGAUUGGUGGUCACUUGGAGCCAUUAUGUAUGAAAUGUUGGUGGGAUAUCCACCUUUUUAUUCUGAUGAUCCAAUGUCAACAUGUAGGAAGAUAGUAAACUGGAAAUCUCACUUGAAAUUUCCAGAAGAAGCGAGACUAUCUCCAGAGGCUAAAGAUCUUAUUAGUAAGCUUUUGUGUAACGUCCCUCAGAGGCUAGGAUCAAAUGGUGCAGAUGAAAUAAAGGCUCAUCCAUUUUUUAAUGGUGUUGUUUGGGACAAGUUGUAUCAAAUGGAAGCUGCAUUUAUUCCUGAAGUCAAUGAUGAGUUAGAUACUCAAAAUUUUGAAAAGUUUGAAGAGUCAGAUAACCAUGUUCUGAAAUCAGCAUCAAGAUCUGGUCCAUGGAGAAAGAUGCUUUCAUCUAAGGACAUGAAUUUUGUGGGAUAUACAUACAAGAACUUUGAAAUUGUCAAUGACUAUCAAGUUCCUGGAAUGGCUGAAUUGAAGAAGAAAAGUUCCAGAUCAAAGAAGCCAUCCAUCAAGUCACUCUUCGAUGUUGAUCCUGAGGGAUCAGAGUUGUCCGAGGCUGUAGAUGCAUCUGCAACCAACCAAUCAGAGGAAUCCCAUAACAAGAAUGAAUGAAUAUGAUGAUCUACUUACCAUGCCCAUGUGUUAGUAUUAUAUAUCAUUCUUAGCUAAAUUGAUUACUUGCAUUGGUGGCUUGAGGAGAGGCAUGGAGAAAUUGUUGUCAAGUUGGUUUGGACAAUUCUUGAAAAGCUUUGUUAGUCACACCACUCACCAUAUUGGAUUAUUUUAGGUUUAAUUACUCUAUUGGUUCCUAUAGUUUUACCAAAUUUUUAAUUAGGUCCCUAUACUUUUUUACCUUUCAAUUAGAUCUCUACACUACUUUUAAUUUUGUAAUUACGUCAUUUUCAUGUUAAAAAUGUUAAAAUUAACAUAAUAUUUUUACCAAAAU